Triticum dicoccoides is the source of this 1400-nucleotide messenger RNA. RefSeq lists its product as uncharacterized. The transcript has a single exon. Bases 260 to 916 code for a protein of 218 amino acids. NCBI's taxonomy places the organism in Eukaryota, Viridiplantae, Streptophyta, Magnoliopsida, Poales, Poaceae. The record is from RefSeq and is a predicted model, not a curated record.
CCUUCCUCCGUUCGCGCCAACCUUCUCCGCGCUUUCGCGCGCUCCAUGCAGAAGUUGCCUCCUCCUGGCUUCCUCGUCCAAAUCGAGGAACCCUUCAACCCCGCCCAUGGGUAUAAACCACCGGCGGGCGACCACGCCAGCCCCAUUCCCACUCCCACCCGCCGUUCGCCACCGUGCCGUACGCCGCCGCCUAUCGAUCGAGGGAGAUCAACUAUAUCUGUCUGCCGUGAGCUAGCUAGGUAGAGAGAGCGCGCGCGCGAUGCCGUCGUCGAGGCUCGUGCCCAAGGACGGCGAGUGGGGAGGCGGCGUGGCGCUGGAGGUCACCGUGCUGUCGGCCGAGUCGCUGCGCCUGCCGCCCACCUACUCGCCGCUCCCGCGCCGGCUGCGGCCCUACGUCGCCGUCUCCUCCUCCUCCUCGUCCUCGUCCGCCGGCUGCAGCACGGGCGUGGCCCCCGCGUCGUCCGGCGCGGGCGAGCACUCGUGGGAGGACGUCGGCGAGGACGCGCGCCUGGUGGUGCCCGUGGGCGCGGGGUUCCUGGAGGGCCGCGACGACGUGCGCGUGGCGGUGCUCUCGGAGUCCGGCUGCGCGCGGCUCCUCGGCGACACGCCGCUGGGCUGGUGCCGCGUGCCCGCCGCCGACGUGCUGGACGGCCUCCGCCCGCCGCGCGCGCUCCGCAGGCUCAGCUACUCGCUCCGCUGCCCGCGCCGCGGCGGGCCGGGACACGGCGUCGUCCACCUCGCCGUGCGCGUCCUCGGCGACGUCCACGUCCACGUCGCCCGCCCGGACCCGGCCCUGCCAGCGCAGCCCGGCUGGUGCCGCGUCGCCAUGGGCAUCCCGGUCUCCGGCCCCUCCGCCGCCGCCGCGGCCGUCGUCGGCACGCCGUCCCCCUGGGCGUGGAGCCAGGCGUCGCGCUGAUCGACGAUGACCCGAGACUAGCCGUGGAAGAACGGUGGAACUUGCGCGCGCGCCCGCGGCGACCGGUUCUUGGGUUUGACUAAUCGCUGCCCGGAGCACGUACGUACGUACGUAGCCGCCGGACCGGGAGACGAAAGCGACGGGGGAUUAGUCAAAAACUCGAAGCUAGCUGCCGGGCUGAUUCCUCGCAGCUGCGUACGGACGUGCGUGACGGGAUCCGAUUGGACGUACGCGCUGCCGGCUGGCCGGCCGUCGGCGGCGGUGCUUGACCCCGACGUGUGGAAUACGGCCGAUCGAACGUGCCGGUGUAUAUAUACGUCAUCGUCUAGGGAAGGUUCCUUCCUAGUGAUGGAGGUCAUGUGUGAGGGCAUGCAUAUAUAUCUCUGUCAUCCAAAGUGUAAAUUCAGUAAACAUGUACAAAGGAUAAAGUGAAGUUUUCAGUGCAAACUAGACAACUUUGAAUGCAAUUUUAUUUGGAUGUGGC